This is a messenger RNA of Botrytis porri, 1482 nucleotides long. RefSeq lists its product as uncharacterized. The record is from RefSeq and is a predicted model, not a curated record. The transcript has 2 exons. NCBI's taxonomy places the organism in Eukaryota, Fungi, Ascomycota, Leotiomycetes, Helotiales, Sclerotiniaceae. Bases 1 to 1482 code for a protein of 493 amino acids.
AUGACAUCCUUCGUGGGAAACAAUAGAUCUACCAUCCCCAGAAAUCCCGCCACGAAGAAAGACCUUCAGCCUUCGAAACUCAUCACCUUCCAAGCAACGUUCAUCAAGAACGAUAAGGAAAAAGUUAACAUGACCCAGGCCUCGCAAGCUAUAAUCUUCGAGAAAUUACCUUUGAUUCGGGUACUAUUUGACUCAAAACUUAAUGGGACGUUGAAAGACGACAACGAUCAAAUUUGUUACGAUCCAGAGCAUGCAAGAACGGAAAGGCUCGCAUUCCCUAGAAUCCCGGGAAAAACGGUCUACAUGUACAAUUUAAUCCAGUCGAACCUCAAAAAUAAAGGACGGGAAUACGAACAUAUUGCAAAAUGGAACAUUGGAACUCUUUGGACGAUAAUUGAUUGCCUUGUACGCUUCUUGAAUGGAAAACCUUUGCCUCCUGAUUCCAAGAUGGGUCUUAUGGAAAAACAUUGGGAUCUCGAAUUAAUAGGUGUUGAAAUACUGGCAAUAUACCUUGGAUGUACUGAGAUAAAAGAAAAAGCUGUGCACGACGCGUUGAUUUCAUACAUGCGCCGGCUUCCUACCUCUGGAUUCAUAAACUCUAGCAGCAAAUUGGAGAAAACAUCCAAAACAACGACCCAUGCGAAAAUGUUCAAUAGGAGCAACUCCAGACAAGCUGAGAUCAUUGACUUGACCGAAGAAAAUCAAAUUGGUGCGCCUAAGACUCUGAAGGAGAAACAAUCAUCAGCACCCAAAUCACAGAAGUCAAAUUUAGGCCAAUUGUCUUCCGGUCCAAAGAUCUUGGAGAUGGAACCUCCACCAGUUUCUACAUCAAAAAAUUCUGUUCGAGCAGGCCAGUCAAAAUUCGAUUCACGAAAUUCAAAGACUGGGGAUCCAGCUCCUACUCUGCACAGAUCGAAAAGCUCAAUGCAAUCGAACCAAAUCUCACAGGGACAAAAGAAGGCAACGCGACCAUCUCCAACUCAACAAAAGUCGAACAAAGAAUCUCAUCAAAUCAUCACCACCCAGCCUUCAAUCGAAAUAACUCGCUCAAACUUCCACCGUCGGAGCCCUCGAUCUAUACCGAUCGACGCUUAUAUUAGUCUCAACGAAACAUAUGGUUUUUUUCUUCAUGUGCACAUAGAUUCAGCAAUGAAAGGCUCAGGACUGAUUGGCCGACUUCUACAGGACUUGAAUAUGGGACUCUUUAAUACUGGAGACAUGUCGAAAGUUGUUGGCAAGGGUCGUAAUGGGAAAUCUAUGUUGAUUUGGGAUGAAGUAUUGGAAUACUUUAGCGUGCCUGGAAAUGUGGUGGAAUAUAUGCUGUCAUGGAGUGAAGAUGAUCGCUGGGCACCAAUGGUGAUGUUCAUUGAGCGGUCUCAACUGGAUCGUGCUUUGUGGCAAGAUUGGGAUGAGCGAGAUUUAGCUCUCUCCCACUAUUUCGAUAUGUUUGUGAAGGCUAGUCCUGCGGCAAAAGAUGUCUAG